Molecule: messenger RNA, 1284 nt
Organism: Penaeus vannamei (Pacific white shrimp)
Lineage: Eukaryota; Metazoa; Arthropoda; Malacostraca; Decapoda; Penaeidae
Source: RefSeq, a predicted model, not a curated record
AUGGCCUCGGCAGGCAGCUCUCGGCACGGCUCCUCAGCAGGGCCUGGCAGCUCCUCGUUCCUCCGGCACGGCAGCUCCUCGGCAGGCAGCUCCUCCGGCACGGCGGCUCCUCAGCAUGCAGCUCCUCCGGCACGGCAGCUCCUCAGGCAGCAGCUCCUCGGCGGCAGCUCCUCGGCAGGCAGCUCUCCACAGCUCUCCGGCAGCUCCUCGGCACGGCUCGGCAGCAGCUCCUCGGCACGGCAGCUCUCGGCAGGCAGCUCCUCCGCUCAGGCAGGUAGCUCCUCUGGCACGGCGCUCCUCGGCAGGCAGCUCCUCCGGCAGGCAGCUCACGCCCUCGGUAGCUUCCGGCACGGCCUCCGGCAGGCAGCUCCGGCACGGCAGCUCCUCCGGCAGCUCCUAGCAGGCAGUUCGGCAGCUCCUCGGCACAGCAGCUCCUCCGGCAUCUCCUCCGCAGGCAGCUCCUCCGGCAUGGCCUCGGCUGGCAGCUCCUCCGGCACGGCGGCUCCUCAGCAGGCAGCUCUUCCACCACGGCAGCUCUUCGGCAGGCAGCUCGUCCGGCAACGGCAGCUCCUCCGGCACGCUUCGGCGGUCAGCUCCUCGGCAGGCAGCUCCUCCGGCAUGGCCUCGACAGGCAGCUCCUCCUGGACGGCCUCGGCAGGCAGCUCCUCCGGCACGGCGGCUCCUCAGCAUGCAGCUCCUCCGCUCCUCGGCAGGCAGCUCCUCCGGCACGGCCUCGGCAGGAAGCUCCUCCGGCACGGUAGCUCCUCCGGCACGCUAGCUCCUAGGCAGGUAGCUCCUCUGGCACGGCGGCUCCUCGGCAGGCAGCUCCUCAGCAGGCAGCUCUUCCGGCACGGCAGCUCCUCGGCAGCUCCUCCGGCACGACAGCUCCUCAGCAGGCAGCUCUUCCGGCACGGCAGCUCCUCGGCAGGCAGCUCCUCGGCAGGCAGCCUCCUCCGGCACGGCUCGGCAGGAAGCUCCUCCGGCACGGUAGCUCCUAGCAGGCAGCUCCUCCGGGACGGCAGCUUCGGCACGGCCUCGGCAGGAAGCUUCUCUGGCACGGCAGCUCCUCGGCACGGCUUCCCGCUCCCAGUUUUCCUCUCGAACGAAUGGGGAAAGGACGACUCUAGGGAAAGCCCAGAGGAAGGGACCCACAUUCCUCCAAGCGGCCUGAGGAGGCAGGAGAAUAACGGGCACAGGAAAAGUGGAGUAGGCGAGGUCACAUGGCAAAAGAGGUCGUCACUAACACAUCACAGAAGCACUGAAGAGUCUUUCCAGGAGAAUUGA